UGUAACUCAUCAUCAGCAGACUGUGUGCUUGUACAGAAAGUAUAUAUAUGUAUAUAUUCGUACUUAUUUAUAGUGGACUUUCCUGUUUUCUCCUUUUUUUCUUUCUACUUUUUUUUUUCUUAUGGCACCACAUCCAGUAAAUAUCACUUCUAACCGUCAUUUCUAUCCCAAUAAACUACCUGCUAUUCCAACAAAGCAGCACUGUCUUCGAGUAAAAAAAUUGCUGAAUCUCGAAAAGCCGAUUCAGGAAUCGCUUGAACUUGUAUAUUUAAAAGGCAAAAAUAAAGCCACAAGAGACAGUACAGAUGUUGAGUUGGAAUUUCGACAAGAAAGUAAUUUUUUCUAUCUUACAGGUGUUGAUGAACCUGGCUUCCAAGUAGUGAUUGAUUUACAUUGCGAAAAAAUAUAUUUAGUUACACCAAAUGUGCCUGAAUACGACGCCUUUUGGAAAGGACCAAGUUAUGAUCCUCAAGAACUUUUAGAGCGCUAUGAUAUUGAUGAAGUUAUAGAUGAGUCUCAACUACCAGAAUUAUUGAACAUGCUGAAUCCAGCUAUAGUUCAUAUUAUUCAACAUCAGUCCACCAUAGCAUUCCUUAAUCGAGUUCUUCCUACUUGUAAAAUAGACCAUCAGUUACUCUUACCUGCCCUUAACGAGGCAAGGCUCAUCAAGUUUCCUUGGGAAAUCAAUAUUAUACGCCAAGUCAUGCAUGGAUCCUCACAAGCACAUAUUGCAUUGAUGCGACAAUUUAGACAGGGUAUGACAGAAGCCCAUCUAUCCGCCCUGUUUCGAUGGGCGUGUGCUCAACAUCAAAUAUACAAACAGGCUUAUCUGCCCAUCGUUGCUUCAGGUCCUCGAGCAGCUAUUUUACAUUACUCGAAAAACAGUCAGCCUAUACCAAAUGGUCCUCAUACACUUGUGUUAGUAGAUGCAGGUGGUGAAAAGCACUGUUACGGGAGUGAUAUCACAAGAACGUUUCCUGCUCAUGGGAGAUUUUCAAAUGAAGCAAAAACUAUCUACAACAUUGUACUGAAGAUGCAGGAGGCUGUUUUAUCCAUAUUAAAACCUGGUGUCUAUUGGAAUGAUCUUCAGAACUUGGUAGUCAAAAUCCUAUGUAAUGAGCUCGUCAAAAUCGGUAUUAUUGUUCAUGACGACCAAGAGGAGCUUAUACAACUAGGUGUUCCUAAUGCUUUUUACUAUCAUAGUUUAGGUCAUACAGUCGGACUGGAUGUACAUGAUGUAGGAGGACGAGAGCAAAAAAGGCCUGAAGAUAUAGACGUAAAUGAUCCACCAACAACAGAAAUAGAGUUUUUGCCGUAUAGACCUUUGGAAAAAAACAUGGUUUUGACAGUGGAACCAGGUCUUUAUUUCAAUCGUACUAUGCUGAAUAUCUGGACACAAUUUCCAGGGUAUCAAAAAUAUUUUGAUUUGAAUGUAUUAGCCAAGUAUGAAAAUGUAGGCGGUGUUCGCAUUGAAGAUACAAUAGUAAUUACUGAAACUGGUUAUGAAAAUUUGACACUGGUGCCUAAACAAGUCCAUGAAAUUGAAGCAUUGAUGAAUCCUUUCUCAACUCAAGAAGCUAUACAUCCUUAAAUAUAACAAUUUGCUACACAAGUCAAGGAUGAUCAUUCUAAAUCCAAAGUUGCAAUAGAUUUCUGCAUUCCAUCACCGUAUCACAUAAACAAGUUUUUCUUUUCUUUUUGAAAAAGGCGUAAAAACAAAAGAAAGUUACAUUCUAACUACUUUUGAAUCGGCACAAACUCCAGCAGCUACCAUAAGGAAAAAAAAAGUGAUUUUCUAGACAUCAAAAGCGAAAUAAAAGUAACACACAUAAGAUGAGAGUGAUGGACCUUAUAAAAAAAACCUAUUUCUCUUUCUAGGUUUGGAGUAUUUCGAGAAAAAGAAACGUAUUUUCUGCAAAAAAGAAAAUGGACUAUAUGCUAAAAAAUGCAUCUCUACUUCAAUAAAG
Molecule: messenger RNA, 1967 nt
Organism: Gilbertella persicaria
Lineage: Eukaryota; Fungi; Mucoromycota; Mucoromycetes; Mucorales; Choanephoraceae
Product: peptidase M24, structural domain-containing protein
Exons: 5
Coding region: 122-1591 (489 amino acids)
Molecular function (GO): manganese ion binding; metalloaminopeptidase activity
Source: RefSeq, a predicted model, not a curated record